GUCGAGCACAGAUAAGAACAGAGGUUAGAUGGAAUAUGGCUCUCUCCAGAGGUUUGAGAUGCUGUCAAAGGGUUUUCUCGUGGAUACCUGUGCUUAUAAUAACCUCGGUGGUGUUAUGGUCAUACUACGCCUACGUGUUUGAACUCUGUGUUUUCACACUCACCAAUACAUUAGAAAAAGUGGCCUAUCUGCUGGUGUUUCAUGUGUGCUUUGUGAUGUUCUCCUGGACAUACUGGAAGUCCAUAUUCACCCCCCCUGCAACAUCAUGCAAAAAGUUCCAGAUGUCAUACUCAGACAAGCAGAGGUACGAGAUGGAAGAGAGGCCAGACGCUCAGAAACAGAUCCUGGUUGAGAUCGCAAAGAAACUACCCAUCUUUACACGAACUCAAUCUGGAGCUAUCAGGUUCUGCGACCGCUGCCAGGUACUGAAGCCUGACCGCUGUCACCACUGCUCAGUUUGUGAAACAUGUGUCUUGAAGAUGGACCAUCACUGUCCUUGGGUGAACAACUGUGUGGGCUUUUCCAACUACAAGUUCUUCCUGCUUUUCCUCUCCUACUCCAUGCUGUACUGUGUGUUUAUUGCAGCAACAGUCUUUCAGUAUUUCCUCAAAUUCUGGGGGGGGGACUUGCCAAAUGGUCCUGCAAAGUUCCAUGUCCUCUUCCUCAUGUUUGUGGCACUCAUGUUCUUCGUCAGUCUCAUGUUCCUCUUUGGCUACCACUGUUGGUUGGUGGCCAAGAACCGGUCCACUUUAGAGGCCUUCUCAGCUCCAGUUUUUGUCUGCGGACCAGACAAAAAUGGUUUUAAUGUCGGCUUACGCAGAAACCUGCAGCAAGUAUUUGGAGAGGAUCGGAGACUGUGGUUCAUCCCCGUCUUCACAAGCCAAGGAAAUGGCCACUACUUCCCCUUGAAGAAUCGCAGUUCUGAUUCCCAGAACCCCUUGUUAGCCAAUGAGGACAUGUGGGAGGAGUCUGAUGACUGCUCCGAGGAAGGAGGUCUGGCUGAGGACCGAGACCCCUCUGUUACCAUAGAGAUGGAGGAAUAGUCAUUUUAAUGUUAAGGACAAUUUCUACUGGUACAGGGGCUGUACAGUAAAUAUAAUAUCAGACACACUGUGUACCACGAGACAAAUGCAUUCCAAAUCACGCGGAUUUACUAACACUGAAAGAAAUUCUGAAGGGGGCCAAAGGUGUGGAAAAAUCUGCAUUUGGAUCAAAUGUUUUACAUAAUGACAGCCAGUAGCUUCAUCUAUCCUCUCCAGGACGACAAAUUCAGUUUGAUUUGGAAAAAAUAAAACUUUGCAAUAUUACCUCGGAAAAAAAGUCAACUGCUGUUUAACAUGGACUGCAUAUUUCCCUCUGGAGGUUCAUCUCAAGACACUGGCCUCUGUGAGUUUUUGAAUUACUGUAAAUCUGGAAGCUUCUGUCCGGCUCUGUACUUUUGUAUAUAUACUGUUUCAGUUGGCCUGUGGGUUUAUAGUGUUGCACUGCAGAACCUGGUCUGUGCAGGGGGGACAUCGAACCUAACACCCAUAAUGCUCAGAGGGGGGUCUCUUGUUGUCAUUCAGUGCUCUGGCCUCUUCCAGUUUGGCUCUUGCCGAUAUUAACUUGAGAUUUUAGAUUACUUUUAUUCAACAAACAUAUAAAAAUAACCGACAGAACCUGCGCCUUAUUAAUAUAUAUUUAUUCUUGUGUUUUGGGAGUUUAUUUCUCCUGAGAAUGUAUCAAGCAUCCUGCUUGUGUAAGUAGACUGUGACAACAUGUAUGGCACCUAUUUAAUGAAGAACCUCAUAUAUUAUGCUUUAAUAGACAAUAUCAACACAAAUAUUGAGUUAAAAUGCCAUUACCAAUGAUUAAUAAGGAGGGUGACAGUAAUGAAAACAAAAUUAGCUUCAUUAUUUAGCUUUGGUUUGCAGCGCACAAUGUUUGGAAAUGAAGUUCUAAAUCUCAUCGAGUAUUAUAGCAAAUAUUAAAGCUAGGGUAGGCAACUUUAUAGAAACCAUGCAGAGAACUUGCGCUGCCAACAACUUGUGUAGGACGAGUUACCCUGAAGUGCUAGAAAUAGGAGCGAAGGCCAUGGUUGUCAUUGUUAAGCAUGGCCAAUUACCUUUCUCUGCCAUUCUUGUGUGAGUGGCAAGCCCGGCUUAAUCAUUGUGAAACCUCUGCACAUGUGCAAUGAAUGCACAGGCAGAGUGCUCCUAGGUGGGCAGGGAGGUAUGUAGAAAGGUAUGAAGACCAUUCAAGAAUUUCUUUUGACCGACAGAGAGUGUUCUUAUUUCAGUCCUUUUGACAGCCACAGUUACAGGAUUGCUUGUUCGAGCAGUGGUUCAACUGAUUUAACAAAAACAGAAACGCCUAUCCUUGCUUUAAGAAAAUGUCUGAAUCCAAACCGGAAUAUAUCAUAUAUCAAAAAUUAAAUGCUUUUGUCGUCUUUGUCGAUAUUUAAAAAAAUGCAGUAAGCAGUUCACAUUUUUUAAAGUUCUGGAUGAGUGUGCAUGACAUACUGUGACAUUUUUUUUUAAACCACCGUCACAAUCCUUUUUCCUACUAUAUCAGCCAUCUCCAGUACAUUCACACCUCUGUGUGGAUGCAGCGAUCAGGAAACAUGUGAGAUUAGCUUUCUUUGUAGGCACAAACUCAAAAAGGAGAAGGUGCAGACUUUUUCUUUGUCAGUUUUCUCUUUUGAUCUUUUUGAAUAUACCGAAAACUGUACAUGUAUGAUAUAGACUGAUCUUCAUUCACUGGUUGGUAAAGGUCAGCUGCUCUAAGUGUUUUCUACCUGUGUUUCUGUUUUUUGAGAUGUUUUGUUUUGGUGUAUGAACUUGUGUGUUAAAUCCAGUGUACAUCUUAUUGAGAAUGAUUGAAAUGUUGGGCCUUCAAGCAUCAAACUUGAUGCUGAUAGAUCUUGACACUUUUAACUGGCUUCCUCUGAUCGGUUUUCUAUGUUGGGUAAGCCAAAUCAAAUGCUGCUCAUGCCUGAGAAAUACAUAACAUUACAUAAACAUGUCUCUUAUUAGUUAAUCUACAUGUAUUUAUCUGAGGUAUGACUGUGUUUGGAAGCAUGUGUGAAAUGUUAGGGAUGUUGAGUGGAUCAUGAAUCUUGUGUCUAUUGUUACCAUAUUUAGCUCCCCCUGUGUUUUGUUUACUGAUUCAUAACUGCUGCAGGCGGUAUCUGUAUAUUUUGCUCCAUUCAGUGACACUUGAAAUAAACUAUUGACGCUAUGUGCUCUUAUCAAAUAAUAGGAUAUUUAUACCAUGAGAAGCUCACUAAUUAUUCCCAGUGUGCAGACAGGAGGGAAUAUAUUUCAAGCUCACACAGUAUGGUCCCUUUUGAACCCUGCUUUGGAGUGUGUGAUUGUGUCACUUCCCUUCUUCAAAACCUGUGGACCAUUAACAGUACUGAAACCAUCUCAUCUUCUGUCUGUUAACAAAUAUAAAUUCUUUAUUUUCCACCAUUUGUUGUAACAUGCAAAAUAAAAUUAUCCAAGUUGAACUCUC
Messenger RNA from Labrus mixtus (cuckoo wrasse), 3495 nucleotides. RefSeq names its product zinc finger DHHC-type palmitoyltransferase 15b (gene zdhhc15b). Gene Ontology annotation, molecular function: protein-cysteine S-palmitoyltransferase activity. Lineage: Eukaryota; Metazoa; Chordata; Actinopteri; Labriformes; Labridae. Gene Ontology annotation, biological process: synaptic vesicle maturation; peptidyl-L-cysteine S-palmitoylation; protein targeting to membrane. Gene Ontology annotation, cellular component: endoplasmic reticulum; Golgi apparatus. The record is from RefSeq and is a predicted model, not a curated record. The coding region runs from base 36 to 1043 and encodes 335 amino acids. The transcript is spliced from 11 exons.